UCUGGGAUGCUUUUUGCAGGGCUGUGGAGGCCACUUCCACCUGCUAGGGGCGGGGCGGGGCGGGGCUCCUGAAGAGGGAGGUGACGCAGGAGCUGUCCAGCUCCCAGCGUCCCCACAGCAGGCCCAGACCGCACCAGGCUCCCUGCAGCCCCGGUUAAAAAUGGUCUCCAGAAUGGUCUCUACCGUGCUCUCUGGCCUACUGUGUUGGCUGGCAUUUGGAUGGACUCCAGCUUUCGCUUACAGCCCACGGACUCCUGACCGUGUCUCGGAAACAGAUAUCCAGAGGCUGCUUCAUGGUGUGAUGGAGCAGCUGGGCAUUGCCAGGCCACGGGUAGAAUAUCCAGCUCACCAGGCCAUGAAUCUUGUGGGCCCGCAGAGUAUCGAAGGUGGAGCUCAUGAAGGUCUGCAGCACUUGGGUCCUUUUGGCAACAUCCCCAACAUUGUGGCAGAGUUGACUGGUGACAACAUUCCUAAGGACUUCAGUGAGGAUCAGGGUUACCCUGACCCUCCAAAUCCCUGUCCAGUUGGAAAAACAGCAGAUGAUGGAUGUCUAGAAAACACCCCUGACACAGCAGAGUUCAGUCGAGAAUUCCAGUUGCACCAGCACCUUUUUGAUCCAGAACAUGACUACCCAGGCUUGGGCAAGUGGAACAAGAAGCUCCUUUAUGCGAAGAUGAAGGGGGCACAGAGGCGGAAGCGAAGGAGUGUCAAUCCAUAUCUACAAGGACAGAGGCUGGACAAUGUUGUCGCAAAGAAGUCUGUCCCCCAUUUUUCAGAUGAGGAUGAGGACCCAGAGUGAAGAGAAGAUGCUGAGUGGAAACUCACGCCCCUCACCACCAAUGUGCACGUGUCCCUAAAUCCCGGCAAAUGGCAGCAUGUUUCUGACGUAGAUAAUUAUGGGUGAAAAGCAGCUGUAUGUCGUUGUCCUUUACACUGAUCACUCGGCUUUCUGCUAAGUUAGAGUAAGAGCUCUUUUUGUUUCUGUUUUUUUUUAUGUGGAUCUUCAAUGAAUAUUAACAUUAAGAUGUAUAUGUCAAGUACUAUAAGAAACAAGACUAGGAAAUGCUCAGAUUUCUUGUUGUUUAAGUGGUGUUUGGGGCUGUGCUAUUUUGGCCAAAUCUGCAGAAAAGCUGGCAUUUGAUUUUGAUUAUGCAAUGCACCCAGCCCUCAGGCCUUGUUACACACCAAUAAAGAAGUCUGUGCUCACAAGGAGGACCUGACACAUCUCUCUUGGCUGUAUCUUAGUAAAUGUUUAUGCAAGCA
Molecule: messenger RNA, 1263 nt
Organism: Cavia porcellus (domestic guinea pig)
Lineage: Eukaryota; Metazoa; Chordata; Mammalia; Rodentia; Caviidae
Gene: Scg5
Product: secretogranin V
Exons: 6
Coding region: 161-799 (212 amino acids)
Biological process (GO): regulation of hormone secretion; neuropeptide signaling pathway
Cellular component (GO): secretory granule
Molecular function (GO): enzyme regulator activity
Source: RefSeq, a predicted model, not a curated record